AUUUUCUCUCUCUCUCUUUCCUUUUCACUCUUAAGUUGCUGACUACAGUAACUAAUCUUGAGAAAACAUUGUUUCUUUCUUCUAUACUCUUUUUUCCACAGUUAAAACUAAGCUUUCAACUUGGUUUUACAGUGUAUAUUGUAAUUCAGAUAGGCGAAGUACAUCUCGUGAAAUUUCGUAGCAGGAUGUUGGAAAUUGGAAUAGCUGACAGAGAUCAGAAUUGUCCUGUGUAACUUAUUCACCUGCAUCGUUUUGUCACUAAUGGCUUCAAAUUUUGGUGCUGGACCUCCCGUAGAACCAAAACAAAAACGUGCUGGAGCUCGACAAACAGCAGAAACUAACGACUCUAGCUCUUUUUUCACACAGAUGUCAAAAAUGAAUGAGCUUAGCCUUAAUCUUUCGGAUAAAUUGCCAGAAUCUGGCAAAAUUACAACACAUGAUGCAGAUGGGCCCCGGAAUGAUAAAACGUCAGCUAACCAUAAUCGAAGGGGGUCUAAUGAUCUGUCAAUUGAUAAAUCUAAAGAUGCUCCCAAUGUGUCGACACCUAAGCAAUAUGAAGUAAAUGGAACUAGAAGCUCACUCGAGUCAUCUAUCGAUCAAGAAAAGAAAACAUCUGAACAAACAAGUGGAAAGAACAGUUCAGUUUCUGGAAAAGUCAGCGAUGGUACUAGUAGUCUAACAAAAAAUAGUGGACCUGUUGAGAGUGGAAAGAGCAGCAUGUGUAGAGGAAGCACGAGCACUGAUGUGAGUGACGAAAGCACCUUUAGCAGUUUUAGCAGCAGUAUAAACAAACCCCACAAAACAAAUGAUGUGAGAUGGGAAGCUAUCCAAGCCGUCCGAUCUAAAGAUGGUAGUUUAGGUUUGAGCCAUUUUAGAUUGCUGAAAAGGUUGGGUUGUGGAGAUAUUGGAAGUGUUUACUUGGCUGAAUUGAGUGGGACCAAGUGUUACUUUGCUAUGAAAGUCAUGGAUAAAGCAUCUUUAGCUAGCCGUAAGAAACUUCUUCGUGCUCAGACAGAAAGAGAAAUUUUACAAUCACUUGAUCAUCCUUUUCUUCCGUCUCUUUACAGCCACUUCGAGACUGAUAAGUUUUCGUGUUUGGUUAUGGAAUUCUGCCCUGGAGGGGAUCUUCAUACUCUUCGGCAGAGACAGCCAGGGAAACAUUUUUCUGAACAAGCAGUGAAAUUUUAUGUUGCUGAGGUCCUUCUAGCUCUAGAGUAUCUCCAUAUGCUUGGGAUUAUCUACCGCGACCUUAAGCCAGAAAAUGUCCUUGUUAGAGAAGAUGGACAUAUAAUGCUUUCGGACUUUGACCUGUCACUUUGUUGUGCUUUUAGCCCGACGCUUGUCAAGACAUCAGCCCUAGAGUUGGAGCCUCUCAGGAAGAACUCCGGUUACUGUGUCCAGCCGGCGUGCAUCGAACCUUCGUGCAUUCAACCAUCAUGUGUGGUCCCCACAACAUGCUUCUCCCACCGCCUCUUUUCCAGCAAGUCCAAGAAGGAACGGAAACCCAAAAACGACAUUAACACCCAAGUUAGACCAUUGCCAGAGCUCAUGGCGGAACCUACUAGUGCUCGCUCUAUGUCAUUUGUCGGGACCCACGAGUACUUAGCACCGGAGAUUAUCAAAGGUGAAGGUCAUGGAAGUGCAGUGGAUUGGUGGACUUUCGGGAUCUUUCUGUAUGAACUCUUGUUCGGUAAAACUCCGUUUAAAGGAUCCGGUAACCGAGCUACGUUAUUCAACGUAGUAGGGCAACCUCUUAGAUUUCCGGAAUCACCGGUCGUUAGUUUUGCAGCGAGGGAUCUGAUUCGGGGUUUACUCAUAAAAGAACCACAGAACAGAUUAGCAUACAAAAGAGGGGCAACUGAGAUAAAACAACACCCUUUCUUUGAAGGUGUUAAUUGGGCGCUAAUACGGUGUGCUAGUCCUCCCGAGGUCCCUAAACCUGUUGAAUUCGAUAGACUACCGAUUCCAGCACCCUCUACAAAUCAAAAGACCGUUCCUGCAGCAGUAGCUCCCAACCAAAAGGGUUCUGACAACUACCUCGAAUUUGAUUUCUUCUAGUAAUUAUUAUAGCCCGACUGGUAAUUUUUCUGAAUUGGUGGACAACAAAUCCUAAAUUCAGCAAUUUCUAGUGAUAGAGUAUGGCAUGUUCUUAUCAAAAUGGUAUAUGCGCAGACCUUAUUAUUCGUGAAUCUGUACGUGCUUCAAGCUAGAGCUGCCUCCCAUCUUCAGUCUCCUUAUUUGCAGCAGUGUCUAAAUGGUAAAAGGCGAGUGUAUUCCAGUACAAGAUGAUUGCUCAAUGUAUAUUGGUUUUUGGUGCUGCCUAGAAUUUGUAUUCCAAACGCAAAGAUAAAGUACAGUGUGAGAAAGUUCAGAUAAAAUCUCUUAAGUUAUGUGACAACCAUACUUUUGGAUGUCGGUGUAUUUCCAGACAUUUAGACCAUAGUGAAUUUUGCUACAUUUUUCUUUCUCCUGUGUAAUAUUUAUAUGCUUUUUGGCUCUUUCAGAAGAAAAGGAGGGAGUUCUUUUUUUUUU
Messenger RNA from Lycium ferocissimum, 2532 nucleotides. RefSeq names its product serine/threonine-protein kinase D6PK. The transcript has 3 exons. Gene Ontology annotation, molecular function: protein serine/threonine kinase activity; ATP binding. NCBI's taxonomy places the organism in Eukaryota, Viridiplantae, Streptophyta, Magnoliopsida, Solanales, Solanaceae. Gene Ontology annotation, biological process: protein phosphorylation. Gene Ontology annotation, cellular component: plasma membrane; nucleus; cytoplasm. The record is from RefSeq and is a predicted model, not a curated record. Bases 262 to 2058 code for a protein of 598 amino acids.